CUAUAUGCUCUAGAGACCUCAGGCAAGGCAUCUCAUAGGAGGCUUUUUCAUAAAACUAGGCUCUGCUAGUAGUAAGGAGGCCAGUUUCGAAGCAGGCGUUGAGCUGUGCACAUCUCCCCACCAUAGGCACCUUCUCCCUACCCAGCUUUUAUUUCAUUUUUCCACUUGGCUGAGCCAUCCAGAGCCUUUUCAAUGUAUAAAAUGGAAUAUUCUUACCUCAAUUCCUCUGCCUACGAGUCCUGUAUGGCUGGGAUGGACACUUCAAGCCUGGCUUCAGCUUAUGCUGACUUCAGUUCCUGCAGCCAAGCCAGUGGCUUUCAAUAUAACCCUAUAAGGACCACUUUUGGAGCCACCUCUGGCUGCCCAUCCCUCACUCCAGGAUCCUGCAGUCUCGGCACUCUUAGGGACCACCAGAGCAGUCCAUACGCAGCAGUUCCUUACAAACUCUUCACCGACCACGGGGGGUUAAACGAGAAAAGGAAACAGAGGCGGAUCAGGACCACUUUCACCAGUGCCCAGCUCAAAGAACUGGAGAGAGUAUUUGCAGAGACUCAUUACCCUGAUAUAUACACAAGGGAGGAAUUAGCCCUGAAAAUAGACCUCACCGAAGCGAGAGUCCAGGUCUGGUUCCAGAACCGCCGGGCCAAGUUCCGCAAGCAGGAGCGGGCGGCAGCUGCCGCGGCGGGCCCGCGGCGAAAGAACGGCUCGACGGGGAAGAAAUCCGACUCGUCCCGGGACGACGAGAGCAAAGAGGCGAAAAGCACCGACCCGGACAGCACCGGCGGGCCCGGGCCCAACCCCAACCCGACCCCGAGCUGCGGAGGGGGAGGCCCCAGCCCUGCGGGGGGCCAGGGAGCGGCGGGCCCCGGCGGGGAGCCCGGCAAAGGAGCAGCCGCGGGCGGCUUGGCAGCGGCGGGGCCCGGCCAGGGCUGGGCCCCCGGGCCCGGGCCCAUCGCCUCCAUCCCGGAUUCCUUGGGGGGCCCGUUCGCCAGCGUGCUCUCCUCGCUGCAGAGACCCAGCGGCGCCAAAGGCAGCCUCGUAAAGAGCGGCCUGUUCUGAGCGGCGGCCGGGGGGGGGGGGACGGGAGAGCCCGGGCCGGGCUUCCCGCCCGCCGCCAGGACUGAGCAGGAUCCCCGCGGCGGGCCAGGGGCCACUGACUCGCUGACGUGAGCCGCGGCGCCCCGGCGUCUUCCCCUGGCGCCGGGCUCUGCCGGCCGCACUGGCCCGGGCGAGGCUCCGCCAGGCUGCCGCCGCGUCAGGACCCGGAGCCUCCGCGGGCAGGGACUGCGAGGCGCCCGCUUGCCGC
Molecule: messenger RNA, 1306 nt
Organism: Dermochelys coriacea (leatherback sea turtle)
Lineage: Eukaryota; Metazoa; Chordata; Testudines; Dermochelyidae
Gene: PHOX2B
Product: paired like homeobox 2B
Biological process (GO): regulation of transcription by RNA polymerase II
Molecular function (GO): DNA-binding transcription factor activity, RNA polymerase II-specific; RNA polymerase II transcription regulatory region sequence-specific DNA binding
Source: RefSeq, a predicted model, not a curated record